Molecule: messenger RNA, 1437 nt
Organism: Periophthalmus magnuspinnatus
Lineage: Eukaryota; Metazoa; Chordata; Actinopteri; Gobiiformes; Gobiidae
Gene: arl9
Product: ADP-ribosylation factor-like 9
Exons: 4
Coding region: 132-914 (260 amino acids)
Molecular function (GO): GTPase activity; GTP binding
Source: RefSeq, a predicted model, not a curated record
GAAAAGUUACUGGGAGCUUCCGCUCAGCCAUCCACUUGUUGAAAAAUAGGUUGCGGGUACACAACGACGCUUGUCUAACUUUAGAACCGAUGUAACUAAAAAGAAAGAUAACGAAAUCAGAAGAUUUCGCCAUGGUUGGUUUUAGAGACGUGGGUGCUUUAGGCGCCUCGGUGGUUAUUGCCGGGGGUGUGGCAUACUUUGUUUGGAAUUACCUCUCGAAGCAGAAGACGUCUCAACCACCUGCUAAAGAAGCAGAAAAACCAACAGAAGAAUCCAUUAAACCAAUCAAACAAGACGGAGACGGGGACGUUAAAGCCGAAGAGAUUCGGCCUGUUUCUGCUCCUGUUGUGGCCACAGAGGCGAGCGUGCAGUCUACUGCUGUGUCAGAGACUGUCAAGCCUCGUGGGACUCAGGUGCUGGUGCUAGGUUUGGAUGGAGCAGGAAAGACCAGCCUUCUACGCUCUUUCACAAACAGCUGGUCAGGAGAGGAGCCACAGCGCACACAGGGGCUCAACGCUGUGUCUAUCAGCAGAGAAGACCUGGCCAUUGAAUUUCUUGAAAUUGGCGGGAGUGCAGAGUUAAGGCAGUACUGGCUGAAGUACGUGUCCAAGGCCCUGAUGCUGGUGUAUGUGGUGGAUGCCUCAAACCCACAGGUCUUCCCGUUGGCUAAAACACAUCUUCAUGAAAUUCUAGCCACUGAGCCUCAUCUACCCUUGAUGGUGCUGGCCAACAAACAGGACUGUGCUGGCGCAUGUACCAUCACUGACCUCCAUGAAGCCCUGUCCCUGUCUCAGCUGGGUGAUCGGAAGUUGUUUGUGAUUGGCACCUAUGUUACAAAAGAUGUGGAGGAGCCCAGUUCAGGAGUGGAGGAUGCACUGGAGAUCAUUAUUGAAACAAUCCAAACACAGAGAUAAAAUACACUGGCUUUUGAGAUGUGUGUGUCAUGUUUGUGUUUUGAUGGUGUUUUCCUUUGCACUGUGUCUAUUUUGAGUUUACUAGAAUGCAUUUUGUCUCUGUGUGUAAUGUCUUAAAAUAUGUUUGCUUGUGUUUCUCAAUGUCUUUGUUGUUUCUGAUGUAGCUUUGUUAAGGACACUAAAGGGCUUCCAAUCAUGUUUUGAGGGAAAACCACCAAAGAUAUGAGAUUUAUAACCAAAUUCAGUGACCUUCUUUAGACUACAAGGAGAAUACAGCCUUUAUACUUCAGGGUUUAUGGCUUUACAGUUAUAAUACAGGAUAUAGAUUGUAAGUACUUAUAUUUUUGCUUAAUAAGAAAUGCCGGAUGUUCUGUUCUUUUCUUCUCUUCAUAUACUACUCCAGGGAAUUACAAGACAAUUGUUCAUGUGAAGAGUUUCUUUUGAAUAAACAGUAUGUACGUAUUGUUGUACUAAAAUUACUGUAUAGUAUGUGUUUAGCCCCUGAUGCAUCUUAAAAGACCAU